Messenger RNA from Heteronotia binoei (common prickly gecko), 4779 nucleotides. RefSeq names its product LIM and SH3 protein 1 (gene LASP1). Gene Ontology annotation, cellular component: focal adhesion. Lineage: Eukaryota; Metazoa; Chordata; Lepidosauria; Squamata; Gekkonidae. Gene Ontology annotation, molecular function: actin filament binding. Bases 369 to 1175 code for a protein of 268 amino acids. The transcript has 7 exons. The record is from RefSeq and is a predicted model, not a curated record.
CCCUCCUGCGCGCGCACACGCCCCUUCAGCCGUUGCUCCGGGGCACGCACGCGACUGCGCCCCGCCCCUCGCCCCUUCCUCCCUCCCUCUCCCCCACGCGAGCCCCCCCGCCCUCCGCGGGCGCUGACGAGGAAGAGGGCGGAGGCGGACGAGGAGCCCGGAGCCGCUGCUCGCCUCGCCCCUUCCCUUCCCUUCCUCCUCUCAGUCGCUGCCAGACGUUGCCGGGGUGGCUCCUUCCCCCUUUUUCUUCGCCUUAACCCCCGCAGGCGCUCACAUUUUUCUCGCCGCCUUCUUCGCUCCCUUUCCCUUCCCUUCCACUCCACCAGCGCGGCGGCAGCAGCAGCAGCAGCCCCUCGGCUCCGGCAGCCAUGAACCCCAGCUGCGCCCGUUGCGGCAAGAUCGUUUACCCCACGGAGAAGGUGAACUGCCUCGACAAGUUCUGGCAUAAAGCAUGUUUCCACUGCGAGGUCUGCAAGAUGACCCUCAACAUGAAAAACUACAAGGGCUAUGAGAAGAAGCCAUACUGCAAUGCACACUACCCGAAGCAGUCCUUCACCAUGGUGGCAGACACUCCAGAGAACCUGCGCCUUAAGCAGCAGAGCGAGCUUCAGAGUCAAGUUCGCUACAAGGAAGAGUUUGAAAAGAACAAAGGGAAGGGCUUCAGUGUGGUGGCUGAUACCCCCGAAUUGCAGCGAAUCAAGAAGACUCAGGAUCAAAUCAGCAACAUAAAGUAUCAUGAAGAAUUUGAAAAGAGCCGGAUGGGCACACCUGGCGGGGAGGGAGGGGAACUGGAGCGUCGUAACUCCCAGGAGGGUGCCAACUACAGGAGGCCAGCGGAGCCGCAGCAGCAGCCUCCCCCACACCAGCAGCCCCACCACAUCCAACCAAAUACCCCUGUGUACCACCACCAGCCGCCACAACAGGCAGCAUCUCAGUCUUAUGGCUACAAGGAGCCAGCAGCACCUGUCUCCGUACAGCGUAAUGCCCCAUCUGGAGGAGGGAAGCGGUUCCGUGCAGUCUACGAUUACAACGCAGCGGAUGAGGAUGAGGUCUCCUUCCAGGAUGGCGACACAAUCAUCAACGUGCAGCAGAUCGAUGAUGGCUGGAUGUAUGGCACCGUCGAGCGGACCGGUGAUACAGGCAUGCUUCCAGCCAACUAUGUGGAGGCUAUAUGAGCCUUGCCUGGGUACCGCCCUGGAAGCAAGCAGGGGGAAGGGCUCUCAUCGUGUGCUUCUCGUUCCAUUAUCCCUUCUCUGCUGUCUCUUGUCAUGCAUCGGUUACUUUGUUCUGAGCCUCUGGCAUGGCCAUUUUUUUAUUCUUCUGCCAACAUAGCCUUGUUUUGGAGGCAUUUGACAAUGGGGUCUCUCUCUCUCUUUUUAAAACUAUCCUUGUAAGACUUUUUCUUUUUAAGACCAAUUGUCCUUCCAUCCUCUCCCUCUGCUUUCAUGGAACUUGGCACUGUGCUCUCCUCCCUCCCCAGGGACCUGCCAUUUUGGGAAGUGAUUUGGAUUCUGAAUUAAGUGAGCCUGAUCUAACCAAAACUGUACACAGGAAUGGGAACAAGGGAGACCUAUGGGGAACGAACCUGGUGCCAUAUCUGUUUUUAGGGCUGUAGGGCCCUGAGUAACAUGGGGAAGAGCCUCUGACCAGUUUUCCUCUAGAAAAAUUUGUCCCAGGGCUGUUUGCAUGUGAAUGUUGACUCCCCUAUCUUCCUUUCUGUAACAUUUUAAAUGUCAACUUGACAGAGAUCAAAGAGAAAACCGUACUUUUAAGGCCUUCCGUGGAAUCAUCCUCUAUCGCUUGCUUGUACAAAACAGCAUAUUUGUUGCAUUCUACAAGGAAGCUGAAGGCCAAUUUUAAGUGCUUGGUCCGAAGGGUGGCGGAAGAGGGUUUCAGAGAAGGGAAGGUGUGACUUGUAGCAAACACACCCCAGCAUUGGCUCCUGAAUGCCAGGGCUAAGUAAGAGCAGGUGUCUACUUUGGCAGGGUUGGGAGAGAGUUGUGCCCACUGGAGCAGGAGGGGCUCUGAGCUUCCAGAGUUGCCUAUAAUCUUGCCACUGAAGGGGGGACCAGUCUGCACAGCUCUACUUUUGGCGCUCUACCUCUGGGCUGAAGGAUGCAUGAGGGAGGGACAGCAAUAUUCCAAAUGCUUUCUGGCUAUGCCUGCUGCCCCCUCUCCCCAAACAGCUUUAGAAUAACUUUUGAGCCAGCCUAUGCAAGAAUUACCCAGCUAACGAUACACACAGCCACCUCUUAAAGCCUCUGGUGCUUGUGUGUAUCACAUAUAUUCCCCCCCCCCGCCCCGAUGACCUGAAUUCUGUUGGCACCUAAUACGUGAAGACAGGCAGGCACUUCCCUAAAAAGCCAUUUUACCCGUAGCAGCCCCCUUCUUUCUUAGGCAAGAGCCACGCUUGGCAAAUGCUAUCUUUGGGACCAAUCCUCCUUCCUCUUCUGUCGGUGAUGUUCAUGGAGAUCCACCAAAAGUCAAUGGACCACUUUCCCCGUGCACCCAAGAGGCAGACCAGUAGACGACAGCAUCUCUCUCUCUUGUACCUUUUCUGAGCCAGACAAUGUUUACAACCCUCUCUCUUCUCUCCGCUGCCCUCCAGCCAGCCUGGCAAUUUGGAUGAAAGGGUCGGGGGAACACAUAUAUACCUUGCACUAGAAAUAUACCUCUCACCCUCUCUUUUGUACCUAGCUGGCAGGUGCUGUUGCUGGCUUUGGGUAGCAUCAUGGACCAAAAGCAACUCGUGCUCAUGUUAGAAUGGCAGGGAACUUCUCUAACUGGAACCUUAUGAGGCCAGGGUGGUGUGUGUGCAUGGGAGAAUGCAGGCAGGAGAGGGGAGCAAGAUAGGACACUUCUGUACCCAAAAUUAGUAGAUCCUUGAAAGUCUCCAUUUUCUGCUUUUAGUGGCUUCUUGCACUACAUUUAAAAGAUCUGAAGCAGCUUCUCAAAAUCAUUCCUGUGUUGGCAAGGAAGGGCAUAUUCUGCUUGAAAAGUUAAUGUGCAACCUGCUCCUCUGCAGAAUCACAGUCCUCUGGAGUGGCUCAGCAGUUCAUGGAUCUAACGGCUGAGCUACUUCCAUAGGGUUGUGGAGCUAGUGCCUCUCUGUGCUUGCAAGUGCUGCACUUGUGGAAGGGACCUAUGGAAAAUCCCUGUUUCUUUAGAUGUAACCUGCGUAGUGAGUGGCUGCCUCUUGUGACCAUGUGGAUCUCUGGAAGUGAGCUUUUUAUAUCUUCUGCUUUUAAAGGCUGCCUUUGGAAGGUAUAUUCAAGGAGAGGUGCUUGGGUCCACUGAAUUUCCUCCAGUUUUUAGCUGUUCUAUCUAAUACCUCUCCAGAAGUUGGAACAUACAAGGACCAAACUCUGAAACUUGCGUUGACUGCACAGUUUCUCUGCCAUUCCACUGCUUCUUUCAUGCUGUGUGCUCAUGGUCUGCUUUUCUCCUCCUUUCUGUGCCCAGAGGCAUAUCAAGGGUUAACAUCCCCAUAUGACCCCUAUUUUUUCUGUGGACCUUCGUGCAAAGGAAAUAAAUGUUGGUAAUAGUAGAAAGCAUCCACGUUGUCCCUUCACAAGAGGAGCAAAAAUUAAAGCAGAGCAUUCUCCCUUGGUUUUUAGGCCCCUCCCUGGAGUUAAAAGCAACAAGAUGCUUUUCAUUUUGUUCCUUCUGAAGUUGUCCUGCAUCUCUUUGAACUUGGUGGGAAGGAAUACUGGCGUGUGGCCUUCUAACAUCGCCAGACAGGAGAAUUUUAAACUUUUGUCCAGAUCCCUGCAGCUGCUGAAUUGUUAACCUCCCAUGCAGCCCUGCAUAACUUGCCAAUCUCAGCCGGCAGAAAUAGUGACCAAAUCAUAACAGUUGUGGAAGCACAAACUUUUAAAAAUAGUUUUUUCCCCUACUUUCCUCCCUGUACACUUUGCACUAGUGAUAAAUAUGUUAAAAGGAGACUUUCAGUCUCCUCUCCACCAGAUCUGUACCCUGAAAGGGAAAUACGUGUUUGGAAGUAGCAGCAGUGGCUUUUUCGAUCUUUUAGAGAUCUGAAGGUGUCUGGGGACCUUCUAAUCUUGGGAGGUGGCCUUUCUGAAGGUGCCAACAAGAGUGACUCAAUUGGUAAGGGAAUGGGGGAGUCACAUCCUUGGUGCUAAGACAGAAGCACAAGCUUAGCAGUGGCUGUUUCCUUUGUAGCUAAUUAGGGUGAGGCAAAAUCAUGUAUAGACAAUCCUUGAGGACAGCUUUUUUCAUGAGGAAGAUGCAAAAUAUCAUAAUGUGAAUAAAUAUUUUUAGAGGACCAAAUAAAAUUACGAUACUCAACUUUUUUUUUAAACUCUCUCCUAGCUUUUUCACUCCUGCCGAAGAAGCAAGUUUCUCACUGCUUGAUUUACGUAUUUUUCUGCCUUCUUUGACUUAUGCACUUUUGCGUUGUUGUUUUUUCCAAUAGCUGAAAAGCACCUAAACAUGUAUUUAAAUAAAUAAAAUGUUUUAAAAACCCAACAAAAACAGCUAAGUCGCAUCCGUGUAGCCAUUUUUAUUCACGUAAAGUCUGUACAUCUUAGCUUUCCGAGCUAGAUUUCAUUGUCUAUUAGAAUGAUUUUUUAAAAAAGAAAAAUUGGUUUGCAUAUAUUUUGGGGUUUUCAUCUGUUGUCGGUAUGUUUUCUUCUUUGUGGGCUUUGCGUGCCCUCUCCAAAAGUCAUGUGGGCCUUUUUUCAGUGGCACCAUAGAAUCAGUCAUAAUUCCAGCUCUCUUCUGGUUUAUGCCAAUUUGAAAAUAAAAGUAUAAUUUUUA